This is a messenger RNA of Pollicipes pollicipes, 1811 nucleotides long. RefSeq lists its product as uncharacterized. The transcript is spliced from 7 exons. Bases 448 to 1347 code for a protein of 299 amino acids. The record is from RefSeq and is a predicted model, not a curated record. Lineage: Eukaryota; Metazoa; Arthropoda; Thecostraca; Pollicipedomorpha; Pollicipedidae.
CCGAGCCAGCCGGGCGGCGGGAGAGCCUGUGCUGGCGAGGAGCGGACGACAGGAUACUAAGGGGCAGGAGAGCGCCGGAAAGGCAUUGCAGCGGCAGCGGACUUGAGGUCGAGCUGGCGAAGCCGGUUGGGGUGCGUCGUACCGAAGGACAGUGACCGACAGUGAUCGGCAAGAGUGUGGCGUCAAGAGGACGGCACUAGCCGAUCAGGGGGUAAAGCAGCACGUCGCUCGCAAUUUAUACGGAAACCGGCGGUGGGACAACGCCCCAUCCAACCAAAGAAAUCGGCCACAGACGGUGUCAGUCCUCAUUGGAGGUGUUCAAUCUAGCGCGACAUCAGUGAGAAGCUCGAGUGUGUGUCUCUCCAACAGCCCAAGGCGUGACGUCACCCAGCACCCAGUCGCCGACGAUCAGCUCGCUUUAAUAUCCCGCCGGCACGCCGCGGCACCAUGGCUCGCCUCGUCUCAGAGCUGGACAUCCAGCAGUUCGCCAUGGACGGCGUGGUCUGCCUGCGCGGCGUCUUCUCCCAACACUGGGUGGACCUGGUGCGACGCGGCAUCGACGCCAAUAUGGCGGCGCCCAGUCCGUUUGGAGAGAGUCUGAAGGAUAACGAGAAUGAGGGGGCCUACUUCGACGACUACUGCAACUGGGAGAAGAUCCCCGAGUUCAAGAAUUUCAUCAUGGAGUCACCGGCUGCCGAGAUCGCCGGGAGGUUGAUGGAAUCUCAGGAAGCCGCUAUUUACCACGAGCACGUGCUCAACAAGGAGCCGGGAACGGCCAAGCGCACCCCGUGGCACCACGACCAGAGUUACUACCCCAUCGACGGCUCCAAGGUAUGCAGCAUCUGGAUGCCGGUGGACCCGGUGCCGCUGGAGACGGCCAUCUCGUUCGUGCGCGGCUCGCACCUCUGGAACGCGUGGUUCUACCCGCGCAAGUUCGCCACCGAGCAGCGGUACCCGCUGAGCGACGGCUCCGGAGCCGUGCACCGCCGGUACGAGGACGUACCCAGCGACGAGAUCGACAGCGGUCAGCACGAGCUGCUGGCCUGGCCCAUGGAGCCGGGGGACUGCAUCGUCUUUCACAUGAAGACUGUGCACGGCGCUCCUGGCAACGCUUCUCAGUCGUCCCACCGGCGCGUGCUCUCCACGCGCUGGCUCGGCGACGACACCGUGAUUACAACUCGGCCUUGGGACGUCUCGCCUCCGCUGCUAGCGCCUCUCAGGCCCGGCGACCGCGCCAUAUCCAAGUACUUUCCUGUCAUCUGGCGGCGGACCGAGCAACCUGAAGUUUCUCUGAAGCCCGGCAGCCACGUCGGAGCGAUGCGGGAGGCGGACGCUCUGCACCUAUGACAACCAUGGAUCAGCUCGAGGAAAACAUAUUCACAGGGCGUAGCAUCUGAUGGCUAUCACUCCUUUUAGCUAUGAUGUUAUUAUUGAAAGAAGCGACACGAAUUAAAAAGUACUGCAUGCGUCACUAAAUUCACACAUUUUGUUCAGCAGAGCUUGAUAUUUAGUUCCGUUUUUAUUCACUUAUCGUUAUGCACCUCGUUCACUCAUAUUGCGCUCUUAUUCCGGAAAACAGAUUAUCACACAGCUGAAGCCAGAAUUAGACGCCUGCUAUCAUAGCCGAACCCACUGACCUUACGCAGCGCCUUCUCGGGGACCAAUUGUAGUCAAAUAAAGCUGGGUGGCUAACGCGGCGACGUGGACUGUGCCGUCGAGACCCAUCAGUCUUCAUCAGCGGCCACCGCGACUGCGCCAGGCCAUCUGGGCCUGAUCGCAGGCGGACGGCAGAGGUCAGGGGACACGACGUU